AUGGCUGCCAUAAAGGGAGGUUUCCAGGAGCAUGCCUCGCCAAUCUGUUUAUUACUUGAAAAUCUCCUUCAAACUGGCAUUUCCACAAGAUCUGGUCUGACCAUCACUUUCCAUACUUGGAGUUUCAGGGAUAUCAUUUUCAAUGCCCAAUACCCAGAGCUGCCCCCCGAUUUUAUCUUUGGAGAGGAUGCUGAGUUCCUGCCAGACCCCUCAGCCCUGCAGAACCUUGCCUCCUGGAAUCCUUCAAAUCCUGAAUGUCUCUUGCUUGUGGUGAAGGAGCUUGUGCAACAGUAUCACCAGUUCCAAUGUAGCCGCCUCCGUGAGAGCUCUCGCCUCAUGUUUGAAUACCAGACAUUACUGGAAGAGCCACAGUAUGGAGAGAACAUGGAAAUUUAUGCUGGGAAAAAAAACAACUGGACUGGUGAAUUUUCAGCUCGUUUCCUUUUGAAGUUGCCGGUGGAUUUCAGCAAUAUUCCCACAUACCUCCUCAAGGAUGUAAAUGAAGACCCUGGAGAAGAUGUGGCCCUCCUUUCUGUCAGUUUUGAGGACACUGAAGCUACCCAGGUGUACCCCAAGCUGUACUUGUCACCCCGAAUUGAGCAUGCACUUGGAGGCUCCUCAGCUCUUCAUAUCCCAGCUUUUCCGGGAGGAGGAUGUCUCAUUGAUUAUGUUCCUCAAGUAUGUCACCUGCUUACCAACAAGGUGCAGUAUGUGAUUCAAGGAUAUCACAAAAGAAGAGAGUACAUUGCUGCUUUUCUCAGUCACUUUGGCACAGGUGUCGUGGAAUAUGAUGCAGAAGGCUUUACAAAACUCACUCUGCUGCUGAUGUGGAAAGAUUUUUGUUUUCUUGUACACAUUGACCUGCCCUUGUUUUUUCCUCGAGACCAGCCGACUCUCACAUUUCAGUCUGUCUAUCACUUUACCAACAGUGGACAGCUUUACUCUCAGGCCCAAAAAAAUUAUCCAUACAGCCCCAGAUGGGAUGGAAAUGAAAUGGCCAAAAGAGCAAAGGCUUAUUUCAAAACCUUUGUCCCUCAGUUCCAGGAGGCAGCGUUUGCCAAUGGAAAGCUCUAGGAAACACCAGUGUUGAGAGGGGGCCAGCCAGACUGCUCGGUCCACAUGCGUGUCAGCACACACGGCGCUUCCUGGAAUGCCCUCAUGGCAGCGUCCUGCUCACACAGCAGCCUAGCGUGCCCCAGACAGCCCCAGCUCUGCUGGGACCCAAACUCAAGCUGGCCAGUGGAACCUGAAGCCUGGAGCCCCUCACUUCUGGUUGCUCCCUCUUUCCUUCCUUCAUUAGAUUUCUUUGUUGGAAGAAAUAAACUCACAAAUCAUGAUGCAGUAAUUUUCCAAGGAAAGUAAGACGUCAUAAAUGCACACACCCUUCUUCCAAAGCCUUUGUCUCAGACUUCUUUUAAGUUUUAAGAUUAAACACCACUUGGGUUUUUGUUUUCCCUGAA
Galeopterus variegatus (Sunda flying lemur) is the source of this 1460-nucleotide messenger RNA. RefSeq names its product brain and reproductive organ-expressed (TNFRSF1A modulator) (gene BABAM2). Gene Ontology annotation, cellular component: BRISC complex; BRCA1-A complex. Gene Ontology annotation, biological process: double-strand break repair. NCBI's taxonomy places the organism in Eukaryota, Metazoa, Chordata, Mammalia, Dermoptera, Cynocephalidae. Bases 1 to 1074 code for a protein of 357 amino acids. The transcript is spliced from 11 exons. The record is from RefSeq and is a predicted model, not a curated record.